Molecule: messenger RNA, 2142 nt
Organism: Insectozyma verbasci
Lineage: Eukaryota; Fungi; Ascomycota; Pichiomycetes; Serinales; Debaryomycetaceae
Source: the annotation of a GenBank genome assembly
AUGUACUUUUUAUUUUUGUUAAUUGGCGUUUGUUUAUCGUCAUUAUUUUAUUACGCGCCAAAAGAGUUGACAAUAACUGAUGAAGAAAUAAUUAAUAAAUCAAUUAAAGAAUUACAUGAUAUCGAUUCAACAAACGAUUUAAAUCCGUGUUUAAAGUGUAAAACCAGAUUACAAAUCGCGAAAACUUUAUCAUUAACAAGACCUGAUUUAUUACCUCAAAUUUUCUCAACUUGGUGUAUUGAAUCGAAUUUUAAUGAAAUUCAGUGUCAUAUGAAUUAUGGUUAUCCAACUGAUUUUUUCUCAACACAAGGUAAUGAUUUUACUAAAAUGGUAAGUUUAAUGAAUCCUUCAGGUUUAGAUGGUGAUUAUUUUUGUUAUUAUCAUGAUACAAAUUGUAAUACUCUUCCAGAAACUCCAUUAAUUAACUUAUCUAAGAUGUGGCCUAAAAAACCAAAUAGUUAUUUACCUGUUGAAAAUAGUGGUGAAGUUUUUAAUGUUUUACAUUUAAGUGAUAUCAAUUUACAAAUUGAUUAUAGAAUUUUAUCAGAAUCCAAUUGUAGUCAAAGUUUAUGUUGUUCACCACAUUGUAGAAAUAAGUUUAAAUGUCCAGAAUUUAAUGAAUUUGAUGGUUAUUUUGAUUCAUCAUAUUCAAAAAAUCAUUUUGAAAAAGGGAAAUCAUUAAAUAAUAUAAAUACUAAACAACAAUCUUGGAAACCUGCAAGGCAAUUUGGUGAAUAUUCUUGUGAUACUCCUUCAUUAUUAUUAAAUUCAACAUUACAAUGUAUUAGAGAUUUGCACCAAAAUCAUUUAGAUUUUGAAUUUGCAAUUUUCACUGGUGGUACUGUUGAUCAUUCAGAUCGUUGUUUUAUGAGUAAAGCUAAAAAUUUACAAGAACAAGAAACAACUUAUAGAAUCUUAAAACAUUAUCUUGAUGAAAUUGAUGUCAUACCAACAUUUGGAAUUAGAGAUAUUUUCCCAAUGAAUCAAUUCCCACAAAAGAAUAUUAAUUUAAAUCUUCAAUGGCAAUUUGAUUUUUUAUCUGAUUUAUGGCAAGAAUUAGGUUGGAUUGAUGUUGGAAUUAGUAAACAAAUUAGAUAUUUUCAAUUUGGUUAUUCUUUAAUUACUGAUCGUGGAUUAAAGAUAAUUUCAUUAAAUUCAAAUAUUUGGAAUUUUAAAAAUUUAUAUAAUUAUUGGAAUAUUACAAAUAUCGAUUCAUAUGGUAUGUGGAAAUGGCUAAUUAAUGAAUUAGUUGAUUCAGAAAGAAAUUUUCAAAGAUGUUGGAUUAUAGCUCAUUUACCACCUAAUCAUCAAUCAUUACCACUACAAGCAAAUAUAUUUGCACAAAUAAUUGAAAGAUUUUCACCAAGAGUUAUAGCAGCUAUAUUUUUUGGAUUUACUCAAAAGGAUCAAUUUAUUAUUCAAUAUGGUUCAGAUGGUACUGAUACAAAAUCGUUGGAAAAGGCAGUUAAUCAUGCUCUAAUAGCGCCUUCAAUUUCUCCAUAUUCAGCUGUUAAUCCAAGUUGGAAAUAUUAUUCAGUAGAUAAACAAAGUUUUUCAAUUAUGAAUUCAUUCACUUAUUAUACUAAAUUAGGCGCAACUUUUGGUAAUAAUGGUGCUGAACCUAUUUGGGAAUUUGGUUAUUCAACAAGAGAUAUUUAUAAUUUAGAAAAUUGGUCAGAUAAAUCUUUAAACACAGAAUUUUAUCAUUUAAUUUCAGAUAAAAUUAAUCAAGAACCUGAAUUUAACUUAUUGUAUCAAAGAUUAGAGAAUAGAUUUACUGAUGGAGAUUUAAAUAAUGAUUCUUAUUGUAAAAUUACUAGUUUUACAAUCCAAGCAAAGAAACAAUGUAUGAUUACUGAUGAUCAAGAUGAUUAUACAGAACCAAAGCAACAAACUGAUAAUUAUUUAACACUGAUUACUGUUGGAAAUGAUCAAAAUGUAAAUGUGGAUUAUGUUCCUAAUGAAAAAGAAGAAAUUAGAUUUGAUGAUUUAGAUUAUGAAGGUGAUACAUAUAAAAAUGAUACUAAUAUUGAAAUUAUAAAUGAUGGGAAAGUAGAUUUAAAAGUUGAAAAAGGUAAAAUUGGUAAAUCUGUAAAUAUAAAACGGAAAAGUAAUAAUAAAAUUGCAAUUGAUCAAUUAUGA